ACAGGAGACGGUAUAAAGGCUAUUGGAAAAGCAAUCUCUCCCACUGCAGAGCUUGCAACCCUUCAAAACAUCACUGGCAGCCAGCACAGCUCCUGUCUCAAACACACAUCACUGGCAGCCACCACAGCUCCUGGCUCACAGAUACAUCACUAACAGCCAGCACAGCUCCUGUCUCACAGACACAUCACUGGCAGUCAGCAUGGCUCCUAGCUCACAGACACAUCACUGACAGCCAGCAGAACCCAUGUUUCACAGACACAUCACUAACAGCCAGCAGAACCCCUGUUUCACAGACACAUCACUAACAGCCAGCAGAACCCCUGUUUCACAGACACAUCACUAACAGCCAGCACAGCUCCUGUCUCACAGACACAUCACUGACAGCCAGCAGAACCCCUGUUUCACAGACACAUCACUGUCAGCCAGCACAGCUCCUGUCUCACAGACACAUCACUGUCAGCCAGCACUGCGCCUGUCUCACAGACAGAACCACUUACUGGAAAUCCCUCAGCCGGGGAGUUGCUGGAGAGACAUGGAACUGGCCACAUGAUUUAUUGGGACCAAAAAAAUGCAAAAAUCAAAGCUAUGACCGUGCAAGUGAUGGAGUUAAGCUGUGUGGUCAAUGACAACUCCUGAAAAUGUCUAAAUAUGUCACGUGGCUUUCUCCUGAACUGUUCAUCCUGCUUAUUGUUUCUCUUCUACAAAUACUUCCGGGAUUGGCAUUACCAAGUGCCCCAGACUACCUCCAACGGGGAUGGCAAAGACUAUUGGAAGAAGGGGAGAACUGCGCAGACUGUAAUCCAGAAGAGUGUCCAGUUCCCCGAGGUUGUCUUGCUGGGAUGGUGCGAGACACUUGUGACUGUUGCUUAGAAUGCGCAAAUUUAGAAGGACAGAUAUGUGACUUGGAUAAUACCAAUCACUUCUAUGGGAAAUGUGGGAACAAUUUGGAAUGUAAGCUGGACAUGGGGGACCUUAGCCAUGGGGAAGUCCCAGAACCUCAGUGUGUCUGCUUGUCUAACACAGCUGUCUGUGGAUCUGAUGGGAAGACGUAUCUCCAGCUGUGUAAAUUUAACGAGAUGGCCAAUGCACAACCAGACGCAAAUCUUACAGUUGUUCAUGACGGACCCUGUGAAUCAGCACCUGAAAUUCUCUCUCCUCCUUACGACAUCUGGAAUAUUACCGGGAAAGAUGCAAUUUUCGGUUGUGAGGUUUUUGCUUACCCCAUGGCAUCUAUUGAAUGGAGAAAAGAGGGGAUCGAAAUGCUGCUUCCUGGGGAUGACCCACAUAUUUCAGUCCAGUUUAGGGGAGGUCCACAGAAGUACGAAGUGACUGGAUGGCUUCAGAUCCAGUCAGUGCGUGUGACAGAUGAAGGAACGUACCGGUGCUUUGCCAAGAACAAAAUUGGGGAAGUAAUGGCAGGAGCUACACUAACAGUUCUUACUCCAGAUCAGCUCAACAUGACCGGUUUGUCCCUACCUAAACCACGGAACCAUUUAUUCGACGACGAAACAGACGGCGAAGAUUCAGACUAUUACUGAAAUUUCAGAACCUAAUGGACAUCAAUUAGGCAAUUAAGGCCUAUUACAUAAAAAUCCAAAGACAUAUAGGCUAAACAUUUAAAGUAAAGUAAAUGCGUUGAGUGGAUACAUCAUUAAAGGACAAUUUAUGUUUUGUUCUAAGUGUUACAUCUUACUUUUGUAACCUUGACAAAAUGCUUUUACAAUUUACUUUUGGAAAAAACAAAACAAAACCUUUAACAUCUGCAAUUUUGAUAAGACAAAUUAUCGAAUUUACGUGUCACUGAAUAUAUACUAUACGACAAAGAACUAAAACAGUUUGUCAUAAUCUGCUUUGGGGUUUAUUUUACAACCACCACUUUUGCCAAGCCCCAUUUUAUCACUUAUUGGCAAUAGAUAUGGAAUCCUAUCAUAUAAGUAGUUGUGAUUGUUUGUGGAAUACCAAAAUCUUGAUUUAAGAUAAUGCUGCUUUUAAUUAGAAAUGAUUGUAAGCAGAAUGUUUAUACCAAUCAUGUUCCAAAUAUCUUGGCCAACCCUAACUUGCAUGUUUUGUUCCAGCAAAUUCACACUCCCUACUAACUGAUACCAGACAGUACACCAAACACUGUGCCAAAACCGCAGCAAGCCCUCUGAUCAGAUAGUGAUGCAAAUUAUCAAAUUCUAAAGAUAACCCAUUCAUUGCCAUUUUUGGGAGAAAAACUACUUUUACUUGAAACAUGAGAUGCAAAGAUUAAAUAUAAAAUUAUGUGAAAACAGCAGUUUUCCAGGAUGAAUUACUGUUCUAGAAUAUCACCAAAAACUUAGAUCUGUGCAUUUAAAGAUGUUUUAGUCAUUUGCACCUUUCCAAUAUUUCUGUAAAAGGGAAUGAAUAAAUGAUAUGAUUAUAUGUGAUAUAGAAUAACAUCCCUUAUAAUGCUUUUGAUAAAUUCAGAAAAAUAGCCUAGAAUGCAAAAAAAAAAUUUAACAUACUGCUGGUGCGAAAUUCAAAACGAAAAAAUAUCAAAUACCAUGUUGAUGGGUAUUUGUAAGGAAUCCGUUACUAUUUUUGGGAGUGCCGAAUCCUAAAAUCAUACUGUAAACUUUAUGAUGAUAUG
Molecule: messenger RNA, 2611 nt
Organism: Pelobates fuscus (common spadefoot toad)
Lineage: Eukaryota; Metazoa; Chordata; Amphibia; Anura; Pelobatidae
Gene: KAZALD1
Product: Kazal type serine peptidase inhibitor domain 1
Exons: 5
Coding region: 639-1538 (299 amino acids)
Biological process (GO): regulation of signal transduction; regulation of cell growth
Cellular component (GO): extracellular region; interstitial matrix
Molecular function (GO): insulin-like growth factor binding
Source: RefSeq, a predicted model, not a curated record